AUGUCGACUGCCCUGCAAGCACGCGACGUGAACUUACCGAUGGAGCAACCCGUUGCCAACGUUCAAGCCAAGUUCGCUGCAGGCACUCAGGGCAAAACUCAGACCGUGGAGCCAACAAUGCGCAAGACGGUUGUAGAUGAUCACAAGAAGCAAGCAACUGCCUAUGUCAGCCCAUCAGACGCGAUUCAGAGCCCAGCAAGUCAGAAACUCGCAGGCUUUAAGCAGAGACAGAUCAAUAGGCAGAUGAAUAGCAAGAAGCCUGCGGCACGAACUCUCUUUGCUCAGACUCUGAAUAAUAACGAGUCAUGCGUGAGAGCACAGGACCCGGAGGCUAUGAAGGACCAGCAGGCUUGA
Messenger RNA from Dissoconium aciculare CBS 342.82, 354 nucleotides. RefSeq lists its product as uncharacterized. Lineage: Eukaryota; Fungi; Ascomycota; Dothideomycetes; Mycosphaerellales; Dissoconiaceae. Bases 1 to 354 code for a protein of 117 amino acids. The transcript is spliced from 3 exons. The record is from RefSeq and is a predicted model, not a curated record.